Messenger RNA from Penicillium angulare, 756 nucleotides. RefSeq names its product pre-mRNA-splicing factor ISY1. The coding region runs from base 1 to 756 and encodes 251 amino acids. Gene Ontology annotation, cellular component: catalytic step 2 spliceosome; post-spliceosomal complex; Prp19 complex. The record is from RefSeq and is a predicted model, not a curated record. The transcript is spliced from 2 exons. NCBI's taxonomy places the organism in Eukaryota, Fungi, Ascomycota, Eurotiomycetes, Eurotiales, Aspergillaceae. Gene Ontology annotation, biological process: generation of catalytic spliceosome for second transesterification step; mRNA 3'-splice site recognition.
AUGGCUCGUAACAGUGAAAAGGCGCAGUCCAUGCUGUUCCGCUUCCGGGCGCAACAAGCAGCGGACAUGGGAAUUAUCGAUAUGGGACGAACCCGCCGACCAAAGGCUAUCAACAGCAUUGACAACGUCCCGACCUGUGAGCGCUGGCGCGGCCAGGUUCUGAAAGAAGUUUCCCGCAAAGUAUCCCGCAUUCAAGAGCAGACCCUUAGCGACUACCAAAUUCGUGAUUUGAACGAUGAGAUAAACAAGCUUAUGCGAGAGAAAUGGGCAUGGGAGAUGCAAAUUCGGAAUUUGGGUGGCCCGAACUACAUGCGUGGAACGGGGCGCGUGUAUGACGACGAAGGACGAGAAAUUCCUGGUGGUGGGAAGGGAUAUCGAUACUUUGGCCGGGCGAAGGAACUGCCUGGUGUGAAGGAAAUGUUUGAGGCCGCCACCCGCCGGGCAAAGGGGCCUGAAGAGGAAGAAGGUGCCGGUACUGGUCGUGGUGGAGAUAUUGCGACUAGGAAGGUUGAUGCCAACUACUUCGGUUAUGGGCUGGACGAAGAGGAUGGCACAUUGGUAGCCUAUGAGAAGCAGAAGGAGAAGGAGGCUAUGGAACACCUGCGUGGUCAGGGUGAUGACGAUGCCGAAGACGGCUGGGAAUCUUUACCGGGCGAUGCGGGCGAUGGCGUUGAAUGGCGACUACCAACACUGGAAGAAGUACAAGAGGAGUUGGUUGACCGACGGCGCAGACGACUAUUGGACAAGAUCUCUUGA